Molecule: messenger RNA, 1130 nt
Organism: Hippocampus zosterae (dwarf seahorse)
Lineage: Eukaryota; Metazoa; Chordata; Actinopteri; Syngnathiformes; Syngnathidae
Gene: znf830
Product: zinc finger protein 830
Exons: 1
Coding region: 1-1035 (344 amino acids)
Biological process (GO): mitotic DNA replication checkpoint signaling; mitotic DNA damage checkpoint signaling; nuclear DNA replication
Cellular component (GO): spliceosomal complex; nucleus
Molecular function (GO): nucleic acid binding; zinc ion binding
Source: RefSeq, a predicted model, not a curated record
AUGGCCUCCGCGAAGAAAGGGAAAGGAAAGAAAAUUGUAAAUCAAGAGGAACUUCGGCGCCUGAUGAGGGAGAAGCAAAGGCAAACGUCCGAGAAGAAGCGCGUCGAGUCUCCAUUCGCAAAGUAUAACAGCUUGGGCCACUUGAGCUGCGUUAUCUGCAACACGCAGGUAAAAUCUGAGCUGCUGUGGCCCGCUCACGUCCUUGGAAAACAGCACAAGGAGAAGGUAAGCGAGCUCAAAGAGGCGAAACAAACAACGCAAAGUCAACCGGUGAAGAGAAAAGUGACUGACGAUGACAAGGAAAUAAACGGAAAAAAGGCAAAGCAAACGUUGGGUACAGGUCAGUCCGCCGUUGCGGUACCUGCAGAUUUCUUUGAGAAACCGAAUUCUGCCAAGAACUCGGCGGGUGUUAGUCUGCUAGCGGGUGCCUAUGACGACGAUGACAACGAUGAGGUGGAAAACGAGAUGACUGGGGAAGCAGAGGCGACCACCACCACAGCCGCUUCUCAGCCCCCGGAACACACCGGAUUACCAGCAGACUUCUUCGACAGCUCCAUCCCGUCCGCCCCCACCGCCUCCCACUCUGGCUCCAUCGUCAAGGCAGAAGUGGUGGAGAAAAGCGCAGAGAAGAAGGACAACACGACCGAGACGCUGCCUGAGGGUUUCUUCGAUGACCCGGUUCGGGACGCUAAGGUGCGAAACGUGGACGCGCCGAAGGACCACAUGGACAAGGAGUGGGAGGAGUUUCAGAAGGAGAUCCGGCAGGUGAACACCAAGUCCGAGGCCAUCGUGGCCGAGGACGACGAGGAGGGCCGCCUCGAGCGACAAAUUGACGAGAUCGACGAGCAGAUCGAAUGUUACAAGAGGGUGGAGAUGCUGAGGGACAAGAGGGACGUAGUGAAGAGAAGGCUUCAGCCCAAGGAAGAACCCAUGGAGACCGAAGCCAGUAUGGACAAGGAGGACGAGGAGGAAGAGAAUGAAGAACUACUUCGACUUUUGUCCCGGGACUGGAGGGCCAAAGGCGCACUGGCAUGAUCUGUAUACAAAAUAUAUGUACAAAAAAAAAGACACGCAACCAACUGAACUUUUUGUACUGACUGUAUGCUCACAUUAAAUAUGAGGAAACCGGA